UUACUUGUAAAAUGUCUGACGGAAAAAAUAAUGAAAUCUCGGAUAACCUCAAUGUCCAUGUAGAAUAUUGUGGCGUUUGUGAUUAUGGCGGUCAUUGCUUAGCUCUUGCUAAGACAAUACAAAGUGGUACCCCUAAUGCCAGAGUUGUGUGCAAGAGGGGUAGACAAGGUUCAUUUGAAGUAGCCAUAAACGACAAGCUGGUGUAUUCCAAGCUGCGGACAAUGGCGCUCCCAGACUAUGAGGAGGUGGCACAGGUGGUGAGCGACGUGGCACAAGGAGGGGAACCGAGGGAGAUCAAGGGAGAACAACCAGUCAACUGUGUGAUAUCAUAACAUUUAUUUAACUUAUUUGAUUAGGUGUAGUCUUAUUAGAUUAGAUGCACUU
Messenger RNA from Plutella xylostella (diamondback moth), 384 nucleotides. RefSeq names its product migration and invasion enhancer 1. Lineage: Eukaryota; Metazoa; Arthropoda; Insecta; Lepidoptera; Plutellidae. The record is from RefSeq and is a predicted model, not a curated record.